This is a messenger RNA of Sphenostylis stenocarpa, 624 nucleotides long. The record is from the annotation of a GenBank genome assembly. Lineage: Eukaryota; Viridiplantae; Streptophyta; Magnoliopsida; Fabales; Fabaceae.
AUGAAAUACAGUUGGCGACAACGGCCUGUGGAAAAUCAAGCUUUGUGGUGCCACAUUUUAGAAAAGCUUAUGGUUUUUAAUUUAAUAAAUGGUUACAUGGUUGAAGCAAAAUGGUGCCAUGAGGGCUACAUUCCAACAUAUGAUGAAUACAAAGUUAACGGAAUUUUCACUUCUUGUUUCCCCCUUUUCAUCACAGCGUUUAUUGGCUUUGGAGAAUUUGCAACAGAAGAAACGUUCGAUUGGAUUUCUAGUGAUCCAAAUAUCAUUCAAGCUGCAUCAAUUAUUGGCAGAGUGUUGGAUGACAUGGCUUCACAUAAGUUUGAACAGCAAAGAGUACAUGUUGCCUCAGCAGUUGAAUGUUGCAUGAAGCAACACGGCAUUUCAGAAGCAGAGGCCUAUUACUUUAUUCACAAUGAUGUGAAAGACUGCUGGAAGGUUAUAAAUGAAGAGUUUAUCCAGUCAAACGAUAUCUCAAAAUCUGUGCUUGAAUUCGUAGUUAAUUUGGCACGUAUAUCUGAGGCUUCGUACGAAAAUCAUCAGGAUAAAUAUACACAUGGAGAAUUACUGAAAGAUUACAUCUCUUCGUUGCUUUUGGAUCCACUUUCCCUUGAUCUAGAUGAGUAA